Messenger RNA from Ectocarpus sp. CCAP 1310/34, 2512 nucleotides. Lineage: Eukaryota; Phaeophyceae; Ectocarpales; Ectocarpaceae. The record is from the annotation of a GenBank genome assembly.
CCACUGGAGAAGGGUUGCGCGCCGAGUGUGCUGCACUACCUGAAGCCUCAUAAGGCGAUAUUUUGCAUAGGGGCCUGUUCGACGUGUAAUUUUCUCGAGAAUUCUGGGGAAAGGCUUGGAGUAGAGGCGGCUGCUUUUGAAGACUCGAAGAGAGCCAUGGGCGAGCGGGGGUACCAGCUCAAGGGAGCCAACAACAAGAAGGCGUGGGAGGAGUCGGACUUCCCGAUCGUGUGCGAGACAUGCCUGGGGGACAAUCCCUACGUACGGAUGACCAAGGAGCCGCACGGGAAAGCGUGCAAGAUCUGUGAGAGACCCUACACCGUUUUUCGCUGGAAGGCCGGGACAGCAGGGCGCAUCAAGAGCACCCAACUAUGCCAGACGUGUGCCAAGCUUAAAAACGCCUGCCAAACAUGCGUCCUCGACCUGCAGUACGGACUGCCGGUGGAGGUGCGUGACAAGUUCCUCGCUGAGGAGGACAGGCUGGAAGUACCCGGCAGCGACGCUAACCGCGAGUUCAUGACGCAGGUGCACGAGAAGCAGCUGGCGGAGGGCGGCAACCCCUACAGCAACAAGCCCCUAAACCAGAAGCUUCUCCGUAUGGCCCGGUCAACGCCUUACUACAAGCGCAAUCAGCCUCACAAGUGCUCCUUCUACGCCAAGGGAGAGUGCAACCGAGGCGCCAAGUGCCCUUUCCUGCACGAGAUGCCAACCGACAGGGCGGACCCCCUGGCCCACCAGAACAUCCGCGACCGGUUCUACGGCCAAGACGACCCCGUCGCGGCCAAGAUGAUGGCCAGGCAGGACGACCUCCCGAAGCUGGAGCCCCCCGAGGACGAGGGGAUCAGCAGCCUCUGGCUCGGCAACAUGGCCGACUACAUCACGCCGGAGGAUCUUCGCGACGCUUUCUAUAGCUUCGGGGAGCUCCGGUCCAUCCGCAUUGUGCCGGGCAAGGACUUCGCCUUUGUACAGUUCACCACCAGGCAGGCGGCAGAGGCGGCAGCUGAACAGCUCUACAAGUGCCUGGUAAUCAAGGGCAGGCUGCUGAGGUUGAACUGGGCCACUCGCUCAGAGGAAUCGGGGACGUCGGGCUUCAACGGCCCUGAAGGCGGCGGCCGCCGCAGGAUCGAAAGCGGCAGCAGCAAGGCGAAGGAGGGUGGGCAGCAGCGGCAAGCUGCAGGCGAGGCGGGCGGCGUCGAUGCCGGGGAGAGGUCGAAAGCAGGAGGCGCGGCGGGGGCGGAGGCGGAGAAGAAGGCGGAGGUGGCACCGUACCAGCCGGUCCCGCUGCCGCCGGUGCCAGGGCUGCCCCCGGGCGCCCCCGUCGCCCCCGUCCCGCACAUGCCGCCCAUGCCGCAGCUACAGGGGUACAGGCCGCCGCCGCCGUCCGCCUACCCGCAGCAGCAGCAGCCCGCGGUAGCACCGGCAGGACGGGGGCAGUACGCCCCGCCCCCGGGCCCCCGACUGCCGACGUACAACAACAACGGCGUCUCCGCCGGCCAACAUCACCACACCCGAGGCCCCCCGAUCCCUUCGUACGGCCCGGUGAGGGGCGGCGGCGGGGGCAGUUACGGCGGCGGCGGGAGGCGGGGUCCCCCGCCCGGUCCUCCGCCGGGGCCGCCCCCCGGCCCCCCUCCGGCGCCGUACUAUGCUUCUAUGGAUCCGCACCGCUUGGGUGCGCAACCCACAAGGCCACUGCUGCCGACGCCGCCGCCUGCAGCCGCCCCGGGGGUCGCGUCAAAAAGCAGUUAGAAAAAAAGCAAAUGAUAUGAGGGUGUGAUUUGUUUACGGUGGCGGCUGGAUCUGGGUUGGGUUUGGCAAGUACGGCCAUCGUCACCCACCCCUUGGUCAACGAUCAUUUCUCCGUUGGGAGAAGGUAGGCGGGGGACACGUAAAAGAAAGGCUUUUGUGGCCGUAGUCAGCGAGUUGCUUCAGUAGCUGGGUUCUUUGAUUCCAGGUGGUACAGGGUUGUACCAACUCAAGAAUCUGUUUCAGUUGUCUCUGCCGCCGUUGCCUCGACCUCUGUGAAGUGCGUUUGUUAUGCGUACACCACCCGAAGCACCAUGAGUGGUUAUUGGUUGAAAUGUGUGCCAGUCAAAUUUCAAGCUAACGCAGAGGGGACACCCCGCGUUCUUUCGAUCGGCAGCCACUGCUUUCGUCUGUCCGCGGGGAGUAGGCUAGCGAAACACCUUUGUGUAGCAGGGCACACUGGACGCCGAGAAUGAAACGAGUCGAGGAGGUUGUGAGUAGAUCGUGUCUACACACCACGCUUGACGAUUUUUGCAGUGUACUGUAGUUCCGUUGCCCGACACGUCUUUCGGGCGCGCGGGACGGCCCAUCAGUCGCUACGAGCAGCACUUGGCGACAAUUGUAGGUGUUUCCCGGUGUACUGGUCCGGUGAGAACACGGCGUGCUCCGUCCCGGCGUCUCAGGGAUGCGAGAGAUCAUUGGUGCUUCUGUACGUAUAGCAGUAUCUCUCAACGGCGUAGUACACCCGACACAAUUAAAUGUCCAACCU